This is a messenger RNA of Acanthochromis polyacanthus (spiny chromis), 4171 nucleotides long. RefSeq names its product branched chain ketoacid dehydrogenase kinase (gene bckdk). The record is from RefSeq and is a predicted model, not a curated record. Gene Ontology annotation, cellular component: mitochondrion. The coding region runs from base 28 to 1317 and encodes 429 amino acids. Gene Ontology annotation, molecular function: pyruvate dehydrogenase (acetyl-transferring) kinase activity. The transcript has 11 exons. Gene Ontology annotation, biological process: protein phosphorylation; regulation of glucose metabolic process. Lineage: Eukaryota; Metazoa; Chordata; Actinopteri; Pomacentridae.
CUGUUUGCUCAUCGCAGCUUCGUCUCAAUGCGUCCGGGACUGGCGGGUAUCGCGGCGGAGAUGCUGAGCGGUGUCACCGGCAGGGCCAGGCCGAGGCUCGGCAGCCUCCUGCUGGCCCCGGCGACCAAAACACUGCCGCCGCUGUCAACCUCCGCAGAGAGCCGCAGAUUUCGCUCCACGUCCUCGAUGCAGGGCUUCUCGGAGCUGGCCCGGGAGCGCUCCAAGACUGUCACGUCGUUUUACAAACAGUCCGCCAUCGACGUUUCCGCGGAGAAGGCCUCGGUGCGACUGACCUUAGCAACCCUGCUGUAUUCUGGGAAGUCUCCGGAUGGACACCACAUCCUGAGCAAGUGCCAAGUAUCUCACAAGGAGCUGCCUGUGCGGAUCGCCCAUCGCAUCAAGGGCUUCCGCAGUUUGCCCUUCAUCAUCGGCUGCAGCCCAACCAUCCUGCAAGUGCAUGAACUGUACAUCAGAGCCUACCACAUGCUCAGUGACUUUCCACAGAUCAAGGAUCAGGAAAUGGAGGCUCGUUUCUGUAAACUGGUGCAGCAGCUGCUGGACGACCACAAAGAUGUGGUGACCAUGCUGGCUCAGGGCUUCAGGGAAUCCCGCCGACACAUCCAGGAUGAGACGAUCAUCCGCAGCUUCUUGGAUACGACACUGUGCUCUCGUCUGGGAAUCCGGAUGCUGGCCACGCACCACCUCGCCCUCCACGAAGAAAACGGUGAUUUUGUCGGGAUCAUAUGCAGACGCCUCUCUCCCAAAAAGAUCAUAGAGAAGUGGGUGGACUUUGCCAGACGUCUGUGUGAGCACCAGUACGGUAAUUCUCCCAGGGUGAGGAUCAACGGGCACGUCGCAGCUCGCUUCCCCUUCAUCCCGCUGCCUCUGGAUUACAUCCUGCCGGAGCUCCUCAAGAACGCCAUGAGGGCCACCAUGGAAAGUCACCUGGACACCCCAUACAACGUGCCCGAUGUGGUCGUCACCAUUGCCAAUAAUGACAUUGAUUUUGUCAUCAGGAUUUCUGACCGUGGUGGCGGCAUCCCUCACAACAUAAUAGACAAGGUGAUGGACUACCACUUCAGCACGGCCGAGGAGAGCGCCCAGGACCCCCGCAUGAGCAACCUCUUCGACAACAUCACCAACAGUGGGAACCAGUCGAACCCGAUGCACGGGUUUGGUUUCGGCCUGCCCACGUCUCGGGCCUACGCCGAGUACCUGGGCGGCUCUCUGUCUGUUCAGUCCAUGCAGGGCAUCGGCACCGACGUCUACCUUCGUCUGCGCCACAUUGACGGCAAAGGAGAGAGCUUCAGAGUGUAAAACUGCUCGAUGAUUACCCCCCUAGAUCCCAACGUAGGAUUCAGACUUCCCGGGAGUGCUGAGGGUUUCCCACCACGGAGGCCGACGAGUACAACGUCGGCCUUCACAGUGCCGAGUAAGAAGGCUCCCAAAGCCACCAACCCACUACUCGUUUUGUUUUUGUUUUGCCUUAGACUGAUUAUAAGCUAUGUUAGCUCUCAAGUUGACGAUUUCAGUUGUUUCCCUUCGUGUUUCGUACCCUGUGGCAUGUCGUCUUGAAGUUUUUAGAGGCCGUAUGAACUUUUGAAUGUUUGGGUUAUCGGGACAAACUGUGCAUGAUGGUAGACAUUGAUGAUGAUGAGAAAGGAAGGAGCAGGAGGAGCUUCAGUUUUAAAGAAGUUCACCUUGAAGUUACCACUCGCAUAGCCUCAAAGUAGUCGUUUUAAAGAUUGUUUCAACCGAAACUUCUGAGACACUCCAGCUGCCCUGUCAGAAUUUCCUGUUCCACGACGAUCGGGUUUAAAUUUCCUCUUCUGAUCGGCCGUUUGGAAGCACUUUUAGCUUAGCGAGAAACCGUUAUUCCUACGAAACCUCCUCUGAAGGAAACUGCCAAAACACCAAAUGCUCGUUAAUGGAUUUUUCUUGGAGAACAUCUCUGCUCAGUGUUUUACGUGGAGCUUUCGGGCAGGAGGCCAACCGAGAUGUUCAGCUGCCUUACUGUGUGACACUUGCCCUUCUACUGCAUGCUGGCUUUUCUUUUUCUACUCUUCUUGUCUUCUUUCUCUUUAUUUCGUUGCCUUUUCUGCUUCCCACAGGUGCACAACAUGUCAGCCAGCAUUAUUAGUUUGAUGUCUUUUUGCACAAAAAAUAGAUUUUCAGGCGCCGAUCACAGCAGUUUUUUAUCACUUUAACCAUAACAAUAUACCAGAGAAGUAUUGUCUGAUGUUGUCUUUUCUGUUUUAUUUCACUUCUUUUUUUUUCUUUUUUUUUUUAAAGAAAAUGUGUCCGUUGUAUUUCAAGUUUGAGGUUGUUUUUUUUUUGGUUGUUUUUUUAAUGAGAUCACAUUCAGGAUGGGUCAACAGCGUUUCUGAGCUGUAAACUCAGAUCGACCAAGGUUUCAGGUCAAUUUUGUCCAGAUCACAACUUAAUUACGUCGUUAUCUUGAAAUGGCAAAUAGCUUUACAUCUUGUGCUUUGUUUUUUUUUGUUUUUUUUAAUUUAUUUGAUGCCCUUUUCCUGCAAAUUUAUAGUUUCGUAAAGAUAAAUCUGUGAAGGCAAAAGUCCUAAUACCCGCGUGUAACCAGUUUUAAAAAUUUUUAGCUGGUUUUAACUGUGUGGAAUUAAAAUUACAGCUAUCAACAGCAUCAUUUUGACGAGUCGUAAUUCACACCUUGACAAGUUUUUAUUUCAGAUAUCAUAAACAUCACUAUGACCAGUAAAAACAACAGUUAGAGAAAUAAAAAUGAAUUAAAAUAAGAAUUAGUUGUAAUUUAGCCGCAAAUGAAUGCAAUUCAUAGAUAUCUGAGAAGAGAAACCCCACAUAUAAUGUUAAAAGUGAUGUUAAAAUGACCAUUGUUGAUGCCUGAAAUGUUCUUUUUCACUAGAUGUAAAUGAAUACUACAUCUGGAACACAAAUCCAGUGUAGCUUCAGUAUUAAACUAUAAAAGGGCUCACCAUAUGUGUCCUAAAAAUGAGGAUAGAACUGGUUUGUACAUGUAAAAAUAGAUUAUUUAGGCAUUUUUAUCUGGGAAAAAAUGGCAUAAUCAAGCUGUGAUCUAAAUGUAUGUGCAAGAAAAUGGCUCCCAAACCUCCUUCGCUCUGAGUUUCCAGCAAAAAUACUUUAUAGAAGAAGAAAACCUAAAGACAAGUCAGGAGGUUCAUAUAUUGGUGUCUUCACUGUUAGCACUCCUCAACAUUCCCCAGCUGUCUAGCAACAGAUCAACCAUUAACUCGUUUUAUCUGGAGCAUGUUUUUGUGUUGCAUCUUCUUUUUUUUUUUUUUUUAUCUGAAGGGGCAUUAGGAGUCUGAGCUGUUACUAACGAGAACUUCACGAGUGGAAAGCAUGUUUAUUUUCUGUUUCUAGAGUCGAACAUUAUGUUUUCAUAGACUACCAGUUGGGACGAUUGGAUUGUUGUUUUAUGUAAAUGAAUCACGCAAGAUACUAAAAUCUCACAGAUUAAAGUUGCAGGUUUCAUUUUGUCCACUUGGUUUACAUACAGAUGAGAGUUCAGCUCGUGUUUUUUUUGUUGUUGUAAGACUUCACAACAUAGUCUGAUUCAGUUUGGCCCAUAUUUAUGUCUCAUGGUAUAAAUUAACAUGUUGUUCGUAGCUUCGAAGGUCUUGAAUUUUUAGAAUGUACAUAACUUUCUCUAGACUAAGCAUCACGUAGCAUGGUUUAAAGUUCCAGCCUUCUUCAUUUAUUUUAUUCCAAAAUGUUGAAGGUGGUUUGUACACUUCCAGUUCUAUGGUGUGUUUUAUGGAGCAUAAACUGUGCACUGUGCGCCCCCUGCUGGCCCAAACAAGUGAAGGCAGACUGGAAAAUAAUGUAUGUGAAAAUCUCACGUUAAGCAUUUUCAUUUGUUUUGUUCUUUUUUUUUUAAAGAACGAAAUAAUUCCCUUUUGUUCUUUUUUUUUUUUUUUUAAAGAAGAAAAUAUUUCCCUUUUCUAGAUUUCUGGUUUCUUUUUUUUUUUUUUUUUUGCAGCUCAUCAAGAAAAAGUGAUAAUUCAAAACAAACAGACGACCUCCAGCACAAACCAGAAUGUUGUUACUGACUAAAUGUGGAGUGUUUUUUCUCCUCGACUGAAAGUAGUUUCUCCCACGUGUUUUUAUGUUGUGUUCAGGACUCUGUAGAUAUUAAAAUCUCAUUUGGUUGGAA